AAUUGCUAUCCCCUUGUCUGGAAAAGCCGCUCUCCUUAUUACAAACAUUAGAACCGGCGAAUAUACUUCCGGAAGCUUUUCACAGCGCGAGAUCGAUACGACGAGCUUUUUCAAACAUCUGGAUAAACAAUGUCUCGAAGGUAUGAUUCCAGAACAACAAUCUUUUCCCCAGAAGGUCGUCUUUAUCAGGUGGAAUAUGCUAUGGAAGCAAUUGGUCAUGCUGGCACAUGCCUUGGGAUCUUAGCAAAUGAUGGAGUUUUGCUAGCAGCCGAGAGGCGCAACAUUCACAAAUUGCUCGACGAAGUGUUCUUUUCAGAGAAAAUAUACAAACUUAAUGAUGAUAUGGCUUGCAGUGUAGCUGGAAUAACGUCUGAUGCAAAUGUAUUGACAAAUGAACUGCGACUCAUCGCUCAGAGGUAUUUACUGCAAUAUCAAGAGCCAAUUCCCUGUGAGCAGUUAGUUACAGCUCUAUGUGAUAUCAAACAGGCUUACACCCAGUUUGGAGGAAAGAGGCCUUUUGGUGUAUCUUUGUUGUAUAUGGGUUGGGAUAAACAUUACGGAUUUCAGCUUUACCAGAGUGACCCUAGUGGAAAUUAUGGAGGUUGGAAAGCUACUUGCAUUGGAAAUAACAGUGCUGCAGCAGUAUCCAUGUUAAAGCAAGACUUUAAAGAGGGAGAGAUGUCAUUACAGUCUGCCCUUGCUUUGGCUGUUAAAGUACUAAACAAGACCAUGGAUGUUAGCAAAUUGUCUGCUGAGAAGGUUGAAAUUGCAACUCUAACCAGAGAAAAUGGAAAAACAAAAAUCAAAGUUCUAAAGUUAAAGGAAGUGGAGGAACUGAUAAAGCAACACGAGGAAGAGGAAGCAAAAGCAGAGCGGGAAAAGAAAGAAAAAGAACAAAAGGAAAAGGAGAAAUAAGUUAGCUUUUUGGUUUGUUUACCUUUACAGCCUCAAUCUUUAAAAAUAUUGCAAAGGUUUGUGUCCACAUUACAGUACAUUUUUAUGAACUUUCAAAAAAUUGUAUGUAUAAUUUGUAAAACAUAAUGCCAAUGUUAAUAAAAUAAAAAUAAUUUGUGUUAA
This is a messenger RNA of Erpetoichthys calabaricus (reedfish), 1077 nucleotides long. It is a transcript of the gene psma4, whose product is annotated as proteasome 20S subunit alpha 4. The record is from RefSeq and is a predicted model, not a curated record. The transcript is spliced from 9 exons. NCBI's taxonomy places the organism in Eukaryota, Metazoa, Chordata, Cladistia, Polypteriformes, Polypteridae. Gene Ontology annotation, biological process: ubiquitin-dependent protein catabolic process. Bases 130 to 915 code for a protein of 261 amino acids. Gene Ontology annotation, cellular component: nucleus; cytosol; proteasome core complex.